AUGAAAGGCCUGCUGGUGCCGUUCGUACUAGUCGGCCUUCUGGGUCGGUUCGACCAUGUUGCUGCUUCACCCACGGUCGACGUCGUCCACCCGCCGAACCACCAAGGCGGCACCACCGCGUUGUCCGAUGGCAUUAUCGGAUCCGACUCCAAGACUUCUCCACUACUCGAAGCCCGGUCGUCCAAGGAUGGAAUGACCAAAGCUGCGUCGGCCAAUGGUGCACCAGCAGAGGAUUGCUUCCUUCCAUUGCUCGGAGGCGGUCUUCCGAACAUGUUUCAGCCUGCCGCGCCAGGCAUGUCAUCCUUGACGCCUGGCAUGUCUUCGCAAUCCUCGCCGUCAUCAUCGCCUUCACCUUUGUCGCCGCUGCCCGUCACCGACACUUCGGGUUCUGCUGGACUCGGUGCUUCCGCCGCGCUUAGUGGUUCUGGCGCACCCGGUGCGUCGAGCUCUGCUGGACUCGAUGCACAUGGCGGACUCAGUGGAUCUGUCGGACUCGGUGGACCCGGUAAGUCAGGCAGUUCAGGCGGUGCAGACAGUUCAGGCAGCUCAGGCAGCUCAGGCAGCCCAGGCAGCCCAGGCAGUUCAGACAGUUCAGGCGGUGCAGGCGGUGCAGACAGUUCAGGCGGUGCAGACAGUUCAGGCAGCUCCAGCAGCCCAGGCAGUUCAGGCAGCUCAGGCGGUGCAGGCAAUUCAGGCAAUUCAGGCAAUUCAGGCGGUUCCAGCACUACCGACACUACGACCGGAGGCGCCUCCGACAAAGAGUGUGACAAGCACAAGAAGGAGCAAGAGGGCAGCAAUGGGUCUGCUCGGUCAGGCGCGAUCUUUGGCGAUUCGGACACCGCUUCAUCUCUGCAUUCUUCGGGAGGAGAUACAGACAAUGGAGCCGCUUCCGACUGUGCGGCAUGCAAGGGCGAAUCAUCAUGGCAGCGCGAUGACGACAGUUCUGGAUCCGCAAGUGCAUCGCCCUCUCCAACGUCUUCGGACAGCGACGAUUCGGAUGCUUCUUCGUUGGCGGGUUCAGGUGGGAGCGAUGCAGACAGUGGGCACAGUGGUGCCUCUCAUAGCAACACUGGGGGCGACUCGGUUUUGCCCGCAUCUUCCGCUUCCGCAGGUGGAACAGGUACUGGUAAGAAACAAGAUUGCGAGAAAGGAAAGCAUACUGCUUCGUCUCAGACGACAGGCGGUACAACGUCGGGCAACACCCCGUCUUCUCCUUCUAGCGACGAAGAGGACGAGGAAGAAAGCAGCUCUGGUGCUCCAGCGUCUUCGGCUUCUACGCCUGCUUCGACAACUGACGGUUCCGAGGAUCAAGAAGAUCAAGCCGAUCAGCGCGGGGCUUGGCCUGAAACUUCUGCAACGUCGCCACACGAUUCGCCAGCUACUUCGACUGGCGAUUCUGACAGUAGCACUCCACUCGUCGGAGCUGCAACUGGAACGCGCGACAAAGGUCGCCAUGAACAGGACAAGGGUGGAUCGAGUCGCAAUUUGGCUGGUGGUAGCAGCAUCACAAGCACCUCUCACUGGGAACACCAUACGCACAGCCACCAUUCCACGUACGCCAGUAGCGGUAGUAAGAGCAGUGGUGGUGAUACUGGAAGCUGUGGUCGUCCAGCGACGUUCAAAGAUAUUCUCAAGGUGUUUAUGCCUCCUAGCAGUGAAGCAGGCGCAGGCGGCGUAAGUUCCGGAGGAAGCGGCGUGGCUUUGGUGUCCUCGGGCGGUGGCGGCGUGCCAUCGUCUGGCACUUGGUCGGCUGCCAUCUCCUCGGGUGGAGGCAGUGUGGCACAGUCUGAUGCAUCGUCUCCUGGAAGCGGCUCUUCUGGUGGUAGUGCUGCUGCAGAUGGCAAGGGAAGCGCAUCUUCUCUGAAUACCGAUGACGACAAUCACCAAAGUAGCCAGGGUGACUCGGGCAAGAGCCGCGGUGCUGACUCGAAUGAUGUCUCCUCAACACGCUCGGACACUUCUGACGCGAGCUGUCCUGCAACGUCGUCAAAGGCGACGUUCGAGAUCGCACCUUGCGACAUGGCUGCGCUGUUUGCACAUAUGCAGAUCAGUGCUGCGCAACUAGCCACGUUCGAAGCAGGCCUGCAAGCGCUUCUCAGCUCGCAGAAGGCGACGUACACGGUGGAUGGCAAGCGCGUUUCGGCGGAUCAGCUUUCGACCUCGGUGGGUGCUCAGAUCGGCAGAGCUCUGGACGCUCAUGUCGGUGUUCGAGCUGAUGGCGGUCGUGCUGAUGCUAGCGUUCAUUCGAGAGGCUUGUCGGCUAGCGGACCCAGUCGGUUCUUGUUCAAGGUGCGACGUCGACUGUUUUGA
Mycosarcoma maydis (corn smut) is the source of this 2310-nucleotide messenger RNA. RefSeq lists its product as uncharacterized. The transcript has 2 exons. NCBI's taxonomy places the organism in Eukaryota, Fungi, Basidiomycota, Ustilaginomycetes, Ustilaginales. The record is from RefSeq and is a predicted model, not a curated record. Bases 1 to 2310 code for a protein of 769 amino acids.